Hipposideros armiger (great roundleaf bat) is the source of this 723-nucleotide messenger RNA. RefSeq names its product zinc finger protein 42 homolog. Gene Ontology annotation, cellular component: transcription regulator complex; chromatin; PcG protein complex. Lineage: Eukaryota; Metazoa; Chordata; Mammalia; Chiroptera; Hipposideridae. Gene Ontology annotation, molecular function: DNA-binding transcription factor activity, RNA polymerase II-specific; RNA polymerase II cis-regulatory region sequence-specific DNA binding. Gene Ontology annotation, biological process: regulation of transcription by RNA polymerase II. The record is from RefSeq and is a predicted model, not a curated record.
AUGGAGCAGCAACGGAACACAAGGAAAAAGACGCACGGACAGGAAGGCCUGGGUAGAAGAGCCCUCACAGGGGAUAAGUCAAAUCCAGCCAAGCCAGCGCCAGCCCAGCAGGACCCUCUUGACACAACGUGGACCUUGUGCGAUGAAGAUGGGCACCAGGAGACUAGCCACCAGGCUGAUGAAGAGAAUUCCUUCUCUGACUGUUACACAGAGUGCAUACUAAGAGGUGAGUUUUCCGAACCCAUCCUGGAAGAGGACAUACUUCUUAAGUGUUUCAACAAUCCAAAAGAAGGAUCAGAACAAGAGCUUUCUCAGCAGGUUCUUUCCGCAAGCUCACUUCUGGAAUGUUCCUUGCAACGCACGGAAAAAGAGGCAAAACAAGAGCUUCCUCCACAAAUGGCUGGAGAGAGUUCACUUGCUGAGCAUUCUGAGUGCACGACAGGCAAGAAGCUUCCUCCUCAAGGAAUACGCAGCACUAACUCAUUGGACCCUAAACAGGUCGCAGAAUUUGCUGGAAAUAAGCCCAGCAAAAAAAAAGAAUAUGCUGCUCCAGGAAAAAAUGUUUGUCCUCACAGUGGAUGCGCAAGACAGUUCAAGAGAAGAGAUUCCCUGAGAAAGCAUAUCCGUGUUCAUGGUCCCCGAGAUCACAUGUGUGCAGAAUGUGGGAAAGCAUUCCAUGAGAGCUCAAAACUGAAAAGACAUUUCCUGGUUCACACUGGAGAG